This is a messenger RNA of Lottia gigantea (owl limpet), 635 nucleotides long. RefSeq lists its product as hypothetical. The transcript is spliced from 6 exons. NCBI's taxonomy places the organism in Eukaryota, Metazoa, Mollusca, Gastropoda, Lottiidae. The annotation marks the transcript as partial. The record is from RefSeq and is a predicted model, not a curated record.
AUUGUUAGAGAUGAUGAAGCUGUUUGUAAUACUAGCGUUAUUAGCUGGUCAGUCAUUGGCUGAUAUAUAUCUACACAAUCCCCGAGGUAGUAAUGAUAGACUGAAUGAAAAGUCUGCUCAACGGGCGAACGCCAACAGAUUAUUUGACUCUCAGAAUAACAAUAGAGGAGGAUACAAUGUAGGAGAUGUAACAAGUGCCCCUCAUGGAAAAGAUGCUAGUAAACAAUAUAAAAUGGCCUAUUUCCAAAGUGAGGCUGAUGCAGAGACUAUAUUAACAGUAGAGUGGUAUAAUCAACAUGGUUGUGGAGGAAAUGAAGAUGAUAACCCACAGAAACAAAAUUGUAGAUUGGUUUUACAGUAUAUGUGCCAACCAGAAGGAACUACUGAAGAUGUUUUGAGAAAUGGCGUGGUCACUAAUACCCAAGAUUACAACCGUCCCCCAAACAGUAACUACAAUCUAGCCAAUCGUAACUCCCGAAAAAAUAACAACGUGAAAGCUGAUCGAGGUCUUCAGGAAUCUUGGGAUUGGUAUGAGGAGUGUUUUGUCAGAGAGAGAAACAAGGGUUUAUUUACUGCUGAUCAGAAUCUCCGUGGCAACAAUGGAUUAGGCUACAGUUCUGCCAUCUACACUCGAC